UGGCUGCGGGGGCCGCGGCCCCGCACGGCCGCCGCCGCGAUGGCCCAGCAGCAGAUGACCAGCUCGCAAAAAGCCUUGAUGCUUGAGCUGAAAUCCCUGCAGGAGGAACCGGUGGAGGGCUUCCGGAUCACCCUGGUGGAUGAGUCCGACCUCUACAACUGGGAGGUGGCCAUCUUCGGACCCCCUAACACCCUCUACGAAGGCGGCUACUUCAAGGCACAUAUUAAAUUUCCUAUUGACUACCCAUAUUCACCACCUACCUUCAGAUUCUUGACCAAAAUGUGGCACCCCAACAUUUAUGAGAAUGGAGAUGUAUGCAUUUCAAUUCUUCAUCCGCCUGUAGAUGACCCACAGAGUGGAGAACUGCCCUCUGAAAGGUGGAAUCCUACUCAGAAUGUGAGGACUAUCCUGUUAAGUGUAAUCUCACUGCUUAAUGAGCCCAACACCUUUUCUCCAGCCAACAUGGACGCCUCAGUUAUGUUCAGGAAAUGGAGAGACAGUAAAGGAAAAGACAAGGAGUACGCUGAGAUCAUUAGGAAACAGGUCUCGGCCACUAAGGAUGAAGCAGAAAAGGAUGGAGUGAAGGUCCCCACAACCCUGGCAGAGUACUGCAUCAAAACUAAAGUGCCUUCCAAUGACAACAGCUAAGAUUUGCUCUAUGACGACUUGUAUGACGACGACAUCGAUGAUGAAGACGAGGAGGAAGAAGAUGCCGACUGUUAUGAUGAUGAUGAUUCUGGGAAUGAGGAGUCGUGACAUGUUCCUUCAGUGCCCCUGUACUGCCCUGACUUCUCGGGCCAAAGGGAGGGGAGCAAGUGGGGAUCUAUGGUGGCCCCUCAGCAAAAACUUACUCAUGGGGUGGGGAAACACACAGCUCCAGCUGACUCCCCUGCGGAUCUCAGUUUGCUCCUUUUUAUGGACCUUACUGGAGAGAAAGUGCCCUCCACGGAAUGUCUGAAUUCUUGCGUUCUUGACCCUCUCAUCACUGUAUUGAUUCUUUUUAAAAAACAAAAACAGCCACCACCCUUCAAACUCCCACCUCACUUCAUCUCUGCAGAAUGUUCACAGCAAAACACGUUUGUCUGUUUUUAGAUUCUCGAAGAUUAGUCUGUUUAAGACAUUAAUGUGUUUAAAGCUGGGGACCACUGGGAGUCCACAAGUGCUGCAUAUAUUGGGUAGCAAAAGAAAAUGGGGGAAAAAAAACACAAAACAAAAAACAACAACAAACAAACAAACAAACAAAAAAACCCCACAAAACAAACUUCAAAAAAAAAAAAAAAAGCCAAUUUGCCAAGGUUUAGCUGCUCCUUUCCAUUAGUGCAUGUGCAUUUGUUCAGUCCCGUGGUGGUGAAUUUUGUUUCUUUCCCUUCCUAAGGCUGGGAUGCGGUGGGCAUCAGGGACUUACUCUUGCUAAGCCUGAUGAAAUGUGCUGCUUCUGCCUCUGUGACAUCGUCCCAACAUGGAGGCUACAGCUACUCUGAGGAGAGAAAUCAGAUUUUGUUUUUUGGAAUCGAUUGGAAUCUAAAGCCUGAAAUAAAUAUUCAUACUUUACAUAGAA
Peromyscus maniculatus bairdii (prairie deer mouse) is the source of this 1558-nucleotide messenger RNA. RefSeq names its product ubiquitin-conjugating enzyme E2 R2. The record is from RefSeq and is a predicted model, not a curated record. NCBI's taxonomy places the organism in Eukaryota, Metazoa, Chordata, Mammalia, Rodentia, Cricetidae.